AUGGCUGAUGCUGCCUUUGUGGGCAGCAGACUUCGCGAGCUGGCGGAGCUUGGCCAUGGGGAUGGUCGAGCGGAGCUGAUCGCGAAGCUUUAUCAAAAGAUAUCCUUUGUGGAUUGCUGCUUCCUCCAGAACAAGCCUCUAGGCAACAUAGAGCUCGACCGGAAGAGCUGGGAGGAAGCACUCGAUGGCCAACGCAAAGCACCGGCUCAGGUGCACAUGGAUGAGGCCGAGUCGCAGCAGAGCCCGCAGAGCUCCAGCCCGGGCCAUGCCAAGACAGAGAUUCUGUACAUCAAAUCCUUAGAUGCCAGCCGCCGUGGUGUUUUGCAGUUGCACAAGGUGUCUGAGCCCAUCGAGGGCUACAGGAUUUUACUACGUGCGGAAGAAGUGUGGGCACUAACUGGGAGAUCUCAACUCUUCUCCAACUUCUUCUCCAAACUGCAAGACGGACUGAGCUUGGAUACAGCCCAAGCCUGGAAAGCAACGUAUGUGUUGCAGCCGCGAGGCUGCCGACCAGACGUGCAACUAGGGGCCUUGAAGCUUCUUUCGGUCCUACUCGAGACUUGCAUCCCGCGAAAGCUGAAGAUUCAGCUCCUGCCAAUCAACGAGGAUUGUGUCUUGGACAUCACCAACGGUUUCCUCAACAUGGACCGCUGGCGAGGAUUUCUUGAGUACUCGGACAUGAUGCAGAGGUGGCGGCAAUCUUGCAAAGCGGUCUCAAAAGAGGAUCAGAAUAUCGAGAGAGGCAUACGGUUGCCUUUGGCUGCUUGGUUCAUCUUCCGCCAGCCACAUUCUGAAAUCUUCAAGGACCAAGUGACCUGGGGCAGGCUUCAACGACGCCUGCUCCACACUCUAAGCCAGGCGGCCGAGAAGCAAACAUUGCAAAUCGCCCAGCCGGAUAUGCCUCCGAUGCAGCCUGAUUACGACUUCCAUCCGGCAAACAAGAUGCUUGGCUGCAAUCCUAGAUUCUGGCAUGUCUCCAUUGACAAGUUGAGUGAGCGACUCUGUUGGCACACCAGUCCUCUGAACCGUCCCCCCGGCCUCUUCAGGGAUGGGAGAUUGCUUCGCGGAGAUUGCAAACCUCGAUGCCAGCUCGCAGUCGACAGGUUUAUUUCUCGAGGCGGUGGCUUCUGUGCAUCCAACAUGGAUGCUUCCCUGAAAGACGUCGGAUUGGAGAACAUGACCUCUGCGGAUUUUAUGUUGCGAUACUGCCGACGAACUGAAUUGGAUCUGAAGGAGGCACUGAAGUCGAUGAAGUACAAGUCUGUUGGGCUGGUUUGUGACGCCUCCCCGAAAGCCAAGAUGGUAUGGCUUCCGAUCCUCGUGAUGCCCGAGACUAUCGGCAUCGGCACACUGCAACGUCUCAGCACUUUGCUACCUUCGACUGCAAGCAGCGAUGACAAGAUGAAAGUGGCCACGAUGAUAUCUGAAUCUCGAACAAUGAGUGUGCUCGCCGAGAUGCACAAGAAAGAUUUGAAGAAGCAGCUGCCCAAGGCCCUCAACGCGAUCAAACAGGACAAAUUGUCAUCAAGGCAAGAACUCAAGGCUGUGGUGAACAUCCUUAGCCACGUUGGUGUGGAAAUGGAUGGCUUUUUUCCCACGCAACCUCUGCUUCCUCGAGGUUGCAAUGAGGCCAGGCAGGUCUACAGGGUGGGCUCCGAGAACUUUUCUUUUGUGCACAACAAAGAAAGCGGCGACUGCCGCUGGGAUGUGCCGAUGCACUCCGCUUCCGAGGAUGCCAGGCUUGUGUUGUGUGCAGACCAGGGGUCACCGCUUUACUCAUGCUUCCAAUUCCUGGCACAUGCCGGGGCGAACAUUUUGCUGAUCCGAGAUGAGCUGCCCUUUGCUUGCACAGUAGAUUUCGUUUUGCACAAGCCGAUCGCCCGCCCCGCCAAACCCGACGACCCGUUGAUGCAAAUGUUUCAGCGAGAUAUUCUGAAGGAGAACGAUUUCGAGGAAACCUCGGACGAGAAGCUGAACUUCCAGAGGGUCAUGGAGGUUUUGACGAGCGAGGAGAUGUUCUCCCUCUUCCGUGUGGCUCGCAAUGUCCUCGACCCCUUCAGAGAGCUGUGUAUCUGUCUUAAUGCCCUCCGCGACCACACGCUGAAAAUGAAUGGACCAUUCUUGGAAAAGACCCUGACCAACUUGGCUGAGACGGCCUUGAACGCCAGCAGUCUGGGCAUGCUCCCAGACAUUGCGAUGCGCGGAGAUCAGGAGCUCCGGGUGAAGUUUCGGAGGGUCGGGACCGUCCUCCGUGAGGGUUUCGGGAUGUUCCUCGCAGCAGUCCACGAGCUGGAGCAGUACGCUCUCUACCUCCGGAGUGCUCCGCACAAGGCUGCCGGACUUGUCUCUGUGUGCUCCGACCCAGCGACGAAGGACCGGAUCUUGGCAGAGCUGAGACAAGAAUGGCUUUUGGUUCUGGAGCUGGAAGGCACCGCAUCCGGAGCAGCUCUCUUGAAGGCCAACUGUUUCCAUUGCACUUUCCAGUGCUUUCGCGAAAUGAUGGGUGCUUUUGAGAAAUGCGACUGGAACUUCUCAGACUCUUCCGAAGCCGCCGCCCUCACUGGUGCCUGGUUCCCGUCGUUCUGCCAGUCGGCAAGCUUAGAGUCGAUUUUCGGCGACUUGUCCGACGCAUGCAAGAGGUCUGGCCGCAACGACUGCGGCAGUCUCCCGAACUUGCAGUGUGUAGCUGUGAGGAGCUUGCAGAACAGGUUGUGCCUCAAGGAUGGGGCGCCCGGGCAGGUUGAGGUACAGAGCGAAGAUUGGGAGGGCAACCAAGCCUACGGCAUGAAGCCCAAGGUGUUCAACCCUGCCUCAGCACCUCCUUGUUUCCAGGCUAUGAUUGAUCCAUUUGGCCAAAAGCUGUCCUUCGACAGCAUUCUGAAGCCGUUCCCGGCGACCUCGGCAUGGUUCCACACGCAGCACAGCUUGAACUACAUGCAAGGAAGGAACCCGGAAGUCGCGGCCGCUGGCUUCUGGACGAGCGACUGCUUCGCCGCUGGCAUGCUGCUGAUGUACGACAACAAUUUCUACGUAGCCACCGGCAAGACUCCGGGUGUUCUGCACGCAGUUCUCUUGAGAGAGCUGCCUCACGAGUUCCGUGGUGCGCUGCCGGAGCAGACGACGGACGAGACGCGAAUGCCCUGCAAUGUGCAGGCAGAGGAGGACCCCCUCGAGCAGGGGUCGGCUACCAAAGCUCUGACCUUGGACGUUGGAAGACAUCGGUUGAGCAAUUUGUGUUUGAAAUGA
Symbiodinium sp. CCMP2592 is the source of this 3246-nucleotide messenger RNA. The record is from the annotation of a GenBank genome assembly. NCBI's taxonomy places the organism in Eukaryota, Dinophyceae, Suessiales, Symbiodiniaceae.